AUGGUUGCAGCACGCCCAUCCAAGCUUUUCCUGCUCGCUCUGGGCCUCCUCCUCUACAUCUCCACAGUCCAAGCUGCCGGCAAAAUCUACAACCAAUCCCCCUGGACCCUCAGAUACACAACCAACCCAUCUCCAAACAACGGCUGCAGCUCCUGCUGCUACUUCUGGAACUGGAACAACGCCUCCCCCCGCGGGCAGAUGUGCAGCUGCACCCAGGUGAACCUCGGCUCCAAAGGGUCCAAGACCAACGCCGACGUCGACGGCUUCUGCUACGCGGACCGCGACUACUACUACCGCGGCACGCGGAUUACGAGGGGCCAGUGGUCGAAGUUCGCCGAUACGCAGAGCGUGAGGUGUGUGAGCAAAGGCGGAGUGCCGCGCUGCUGCGUGACUGGUGAUCCGGAGUCGUAUGGUUGCUGUUGGGGAGUGGCACCGGGGCCGAAUGGUAUCGUGUGUUGA
Messenger RNA from Coniosporium apollinis CBS 100218, 459 nucleotides. RefSeq lists its product as uncharacterized. The transcript has a single exon. The record is from RefSeq and is a predicted model, not a curated record. Lineage: Eukaryota; Fungi; Ascomycota; Dothideomycetes. Bases 1 to 459 code for a protein of 152 amino acids.